AUGACUUCUGUCCCCAAAGCCAGCUGGAACGUGAGCAUGAGCAGCAGGUGGAACAUGAGCCUUGCUGCAGCGGGCGAUCCCUGGGGACAGGUGCUGGGAAUGCCAGCUGGAAAUGCUUCUCCCCCCAUAGCAUCCUCAGCAGCCAACUUCUCCAAUCAGUUUGUGCAACCCUCUUGGCGCAUUGCCCUGUGGUCUCUGGCUUAUGGUGGUGUGGUGGCAGUGGCCGUUUUUGGAAAUCUUAUUGUCAUCUGGAUUAUCCUGGCUCACAAGCGCAUGAGGACGGUGACCAAUUACUUCUUGGUGAACCUGGCCUUCUCUGAUGCCUCCAUGGCUGCUUUCAAUACUCUCAUCAACUUCAUCUACGCGCUGCACAGCGAGUGGUACUUUGGGGAGGCUUACUGCCGCUUCCACAACUUCUUCCCAAUCACAGCUGUCUUCGCCAGCAUCUACUCCAUGACAGCGAUAGCUGUGGACAGAUACAUGGCCAUUAUUGAUCCUUUGAAACCUAGGCUCUCUGCAACUGCGACCAAGGUGGUCAUUGGGAGCAUAUGGAUUUUGGCUUUCCUGCUGGCCUUUCCCCAGUGCCUAUACUCCAUAACCAAGGUGAUGCCUGGGAGAACUCUUUGCUAUGUAGCAUGGCCAGGUGGUCCAAAACAGCAUUUUACGUAUCAUGUCAUUGUGAUUGUGCUGGUCUACUGCUUUCCACUGCUUGUCAUGGGCAUCACUUAUUCCAUAGUGGGAAUUACCCUCUGGGGAGGAGAAAUACCAGGCGACACAUCCGACAAAUACCACGAGCAGCUCAAAGCUAAGAGAAAGGUGGUAAAAAUGAUGAUUGUGGUUGUGCUGACAUUUGCCAUCUGCUGGCUGCCCUACCACAUUUACUUCAUAGUUACUGGGAUCUAUCAACAAUUAAAUCGAUGGAAAUACAUUCAGCAAAUCUAUUUGGCCAGCUUUUGGCUUGCCAUGAGCUCUACAAUGUACAAUCCCAUCAUCUACUGCUGUCUUAAUAAGAGGUUCCGAGCUGGCUUCAAGCGAGCUUUCCGCUGGUGCCCCUUCAUUGAGGUGUCCAGCUAUGACGAGCUAGAGCUCAAGGCAGCCAGGUUUCAUCCCACCCGGCAAAGUAGCCUAUACACUGUGUCCAGGAUGGAGUCCAGCAUGACAGUGGUAUUCGACGCUAAUGAUGGAGACAGCACCCACACCAGCCAUAAGAAAAGAGCAGCUCCGAGGGACUUGAGUUUCAACGGCUGUUCACAGAGGAAUUCCAAGACAGUCUCCACAGCCUCAAGUCUCAUCAGUUCACUGCGCACAUCAGUAGAUGAUUAUUCCUAA
Cariama cristata (Red-legged seriema) is the source of this 1329-nucleotide messenger RNA. It is a transcript of the gene TACR3, whose product is annotated as tachykinin receptor 3. The coding region runs from base 1 to 1329 and encodes 442 amino acids. Gene Ontology annotation, molecular function: tachykinin receptor activity. The record is from RefSeq and is a predicted model, not a curated record. Gene Ontology annotation, cellular component: plasma membrane; sperm midpiece. Lineage: Eukaryota; Metazoa; Chordata; Aves; Cariamiformes; Cariamidae. The transcript is spliced from 5 exons. Gene Ontology annotation, biological process: G protein-coupled receptor signaling pathway; positive regulation of flagellated sperm motility.